AUGUUCGAAUCUGUCAACUUGGAUGUAAAUUCCCCAGAAGAUAAGGAACUGGCUAAAGUUUUGUCCCCACCGGGUAGUUAUCUUUCUCCAGCUUCACUCGACAGUAGUUCAUCGUUCACGAAUAGUGGAACUUCGACUAGUUGCUUUGAACCAAAAAGUAAUCUACCCUCUUUAUCAUUUUUAAAUGCUAGAGCGGGAUCUUUAGGUGGCAUUUUUAAUCAUAAUCAGAUGACCUCACCGUCUAGUUCGAAUGUCAGAAGUGAAAAUGUUGAAUUAAUUAAGAAUAAUAAUGAUAGCAAUAAUGAAAAUACAGACCACCCUAAUACUUCACAGCAAAAAGAUAGUGAACAUUCCUCUUUGACUCCAAAUUCUGCUGUAACUUCAACUGUUACAGAUAAAAAAGGCAAUACAGUCAAACGAAAAUACUCCAGGAAUGGUUGCUCUGAGUGUAAGAGACGAAGAAUGAAAUGUGAUGAAACCAAACCGACUUGUUGGCAAUGUGCAAGAUUGAAUCGUCAUUGUAUUUACGUUUUAAAUCCCAAGAAUAAGAAAAGAAGAACCUCUAACGCUCAAAAAGUGAAGGAGUUUGGAAAACACAGCAUCAAUCUCGAUAACGAUCAUUUCAGUGAUCGCAAACGUCAGCAUUCGUCUUGCAAAGUUGAAAAGAAAAAAGCAGUACGAUCAGAUUUACAAGAUGACGCUACGAACGCUAAGCAUAUUUUAGAUAGUACCAAGAGCGUCCCUCUGGAUGAAAUAGAAUCUUUAGAGAUCCCAAACUUUGAUCUUACUACCACAAUGAAUGGAUAUGACGUCAAUUUGUUAAUGCAAAACUUAAAUGAUAUGGUUAAUAUGAAGCUUCAUGACUCUUAUUUAUUGAAUGAAGAACUGAAAGGAUUAGAUUUACCUGACUUGGAUAUUCCUGAACUUUUACCUGCACCGAAUUCCAACAGUAGUGUUCCUAUAUCCUUUCUGGUGAAUAAUGUAAUAACUUUCAACACAAAACUAAGCACUUUCAAAUUGGGCGGCAUUCACGAUAAGUAUCUAAAGAUUUUUUAUUAUGAUUGUUUAGAUUCUAUUGCGCCCUUUUUUCAAAACCAAGGAAACCCUUUGAGAGAUAUCUUACUCUCAUUCGCAAAAAAUGAGGCCUAUCUCUUAUCCUCUAUAUUAGCUACAGGAGCAUCUAUAGCGUAUAGAAAAUCCAGUGACUUAGAGGAUGAGCGGAAUUACUGUGCAUACCUUUCACAUUGUCUGAGUCUCUUAGGAGAACAAUUCAAGAAUGAGUCAAACGUUCUAAAUAGAAUAGAACCUAUUAUUCUAACAGUAAUCAUGCUUGCAUGGGAUUGCAUCUACUCUAUGAAUUCCCAAUGGAGGUCUCACUUAAAGGGGGUCACAGACCUUUUUAAGAAAAUUAGUACCGGGAACUCCUCGAAAGUGCUUAACGUUGCAAAAUGUUGGUUCAAAGUUAUGGAAACAUUUGCCAGCAUAAGCACGGUAUUCGGUGGAUCUCUCAUUGACAAUAACGAUCUAGAUGCGAUUUUUGACCCGUAUGAUUACCAAUACGUUGACUCAUUAAAAUUCUUAAAUAUCAUGACUCCUCUAAAUGAAUUCAAUCUUUUGAGAGGCCAUAAAGAGGAUUUUGAUCUCGUCAUCAAGGAAGUAUUCAAAUCGCUCAAUACCAUUAGGUUGACAGAGAAAUCCUAUUCUUCAAAAGAAGGAGGUCUGUUCACUGAGAAAUUAGAUUACUUGCUUUUGUCGUCUCAGACUUCAUCCGAAAAGUUCAAAGAUCGCAUAUCAUAUUUCAAUACCCAGAAAAUUCUUGUGGAAAUUGAUAAGCAACUAGAUUACGAGUUUAUUGACAAAUCUGGAAUUAUUCCUUCAAGCAAUCAAUCACACCCUAAAAUUAGUAAUAUUCAUGAUAAUGCCAUUGAUAUAGUGACCUUAAAAAACGGCGAGGAAAUUGCCAUUAGCUGGUAUGAUAUUUCUCACCAAACUCAAGUUUUAUCGUUUUUAUUAAUUGUACUAUUAAAACUUUUGGGUAUACCGAAAGAAUCAACCACUAUUCAACAAGUAGUCAAAAGGAUCAUGUCUUUUUUCAAGUUCUUAGAUAGUGAUUCACCUCCGCAAAAUUCAAGGACCUGCUAUUGUAAUUUUGCAGUAUUGAUUGCUGGUUUGAAUGCAAUGGACGAGGAAACAAGAGCAAUUGUUAAAAGAUACUAUAAGAUCAAUGGUGGAAAAUUCCAAAGACUUACAGAACAUAAUCUGAAUAGACUAGAGAAGGUCUGGUAUGGCAAAAAUCAAAACUACAAGUUGGAAGAACAAGAUGUGCUAACAUGGUAG
Saccharomyces mikatae IFO 1815 is the source of this 2337-nucleotide messenger RNA. It is a transcript of the gene LYS14, whose product is annotated as Lys14p. Bases 1 to 2337 code for a protein of 778 amino acids. Gene Ontology annotation, molecular function: transcription cis-regulatory region binding; DNA-binding transcription factor activity, RNA polymerase II-specific; zinc ion binding. Gene Ontology annotation, biological process: positive regulation of transcription by RNA polymerase II. Gene Ontology annotation, cellular component: nucleus. Lineage: Eukaryota; Fungi; Ascomycota; Saccharomycetes; Saccharomycetales; Saccharomycetaceae. The record is from RefSeq and is a predicted model, not a curated record. The transcript has a single exon.